Messenger RNA from Elephantulus edwardii (Cape elephant shrew), 923 nucleotides. RefSeq names its product ER membrane protein complex subunit 3 (gene EMC3). The coding region runs from base 42 to 827 and encodes 261 amino acids. The transcript has 8 exons. The record is from RefSeq and is a predicted model, not a curated record. NCBI's taxonomy places the organism in Eukaryota, Metazoa, Chordata, Mammalia, Macroscelidea, Macroscelididae. Gene Ontology annotation, cellular component: EMC complex; membrane. Gene Ontology annotation, biological process: protein folding in endoplasmic reticulum.
AAAUUCGGUCACUCUUCUCCGGGGAUCGUCUCUCAGUGAACAUGGCGGGACCGGAGCUACUGUUGGACUCCAACAUCCGCCUCUGGGUGGUCCUGCCCAUCGUUAUCAUUACCUUUUUCGUAGGCAUGAUCCGCCACUACGUGUCCAUUCUGCUACAGAGCGACAAGAAGCUUACACAGGAGCAAGUGUCAGACAGUCAAGUCCUAAUUCGAAGCAGAGUCCUCAGGGAAAAUGGAAAAUACAUUCCCAAACAGUCUUUCUUGACACGAAAAUAUUACUUUAACAACCCUGAGGAUGGAUUUUUCAAAAAAACGAAAAGGAAGGUGGUGCCACCUUCUCCUAUGACUGAUCCCACUAUGCUCACAGACAUGAUGAAAGGGAAUGUAACAAAUGUCCUCCCUAUGAUUCUAAUUGGUGGAUGGAUCAACAUGACAUUUUCAGGCUUUGUCACAACCAAGGUUCCAUUUCCACUGACUCUCCGUUUUAAGCCUAUGCUCCAGCAAGGAAUUGAACUGCUCACAUUAGAUGCAUCCUGGGUGAGUUCUGCAUCCUGGUACUUUCUUAAUGUGUUUGGGCUUCGGAGCAUUUACUCUCUGAUUUUGGGCCAAGAUAAUGCUGCUGACCAGUCGCGGAUGAUGCAGGAGCAGAUGACUGGGGCAGCCUUGGCCAUGCCUGCGGACACCAACAAGGCUUUCAAGACAGAGUGGGAAGCUUUGGAGCUGACGGAUCACCAGUGGGCACUUGAUGAUGUGGAAGAAGAGCUUAUGGCCAAAGACCUCCAUUUUGAAGGCAUGUUCAAGAAGGAGUUACAGACCUCUAUUUUCUGAAGAGCAGGCAGAGAUUGCUGUGUCAGGAACUUAACCUUGUUACUUUAGUUUGAGCUGGAGCCUCAGAAUAAAAAGGAGGGUACAUGAGCUGGCAGG